AUGCCUGACUCACCUCUGUUCCCGUGUCAUUCACCACAGGCCGCAGAGUCAGAGAGAAACUGUCUUCUGGGACUGGACAUUUUGACUCCAAGGAAACAACCCCAGGGUCCAGCGGCCCCAGCUCUGACCCCCAGGCUUCCACAGUACUCGCACAGGGGAGGCCCUCAUUCUUGCCUUAAAACUGCCCCUAAAGCCAAGCCUUUUCACUGGGAAGCCCCAGCUGCUUACCUUUUGGAUGCUAGCAUUCCUCAUCAAGACACCAUGGACAACCCCAACACCCAGUACGCCAGCCUCAUGCACAGCUUCAUCCUGAACACGAGCACCGUGCGCGAAAUCGACCCUCAGAACGAUCUCACCUUCCUUCGAAUUCGUUCCAAGAAAAAUGAAAUUAUGGUUGCACCAGAUAAAGACUAUUUCCUGAUUGUGAUUCAGAAUCCAACCGAAUAAGCCACUCUCGGCUCCCUGUGUCAUUCCUUAAUUUAAUGUCCCCCAAGAAUGUUAGUCGAUCAUGUCAGUGGACUGGCAUGUGGCAGUCGCCUUGGAACCCACUCAGACCAAUCCAGUGACCAUGUGUGGGCUGGCAGCUCUUCCUCCCCCACCAAAGGAACCCCUGUGUUCGCCAACCUUCCCCAGAGCUCCGGAGGGCCGUCUCUCCUCACUUCCAGGUUUUAGAGCAAGAGCUUGCAAGAAGCCCGCACCCAGCUUCCUUCUGACCUUCAGUUCACUUUGUCGCCCUUGGAGAAAGCUGUUUUUCUUUAACUAAAAAUAACCAAAAUGCUUA
This is a messenger RNA of Cercocebus atys (sooty mangabey), 781 nucleotides long. RefSeq names its product dynein, light chain, roadblock-type 1 (gene DYNLRB1). The record is from RefSeq and is a predicted model, not a curated record. Gene Ontology annotation, biological process: microtubule-based movement. Gene Ontology annotation, molecular function: dynein intermediate chain binding. Gene Ontology annotation, cellular component: cytoplasmic dynein complex; cytoplasm; centrosome. Lineage: Eukaryota; Metazoa; Chordata; Mammalia; Primates; Cercopithecidae.